Messenger RNA from Bactrocera latifrons, 679 nucleotides. RefSeq lists its product as uncharacterized. The coding region runs from base 225 to 626 and encodes 133 amino acids. The record is from RefSeq and is a predicted model, not a curated record. NCBI's taxonomy places the organism in Eukaryota, Metazoa, Arthropoda, Insecta, Diptera, Tephritidae. The transcript has 3 exons.
AAUAAGGAGUUCUCUUUGGCCGUAUUGCGGCGUUUUCGGAGCAUGAUAAUGCACCAUCGCAUCAGUCGACCGAAGAGAUAAAACAAAAUUCUUUAAAGGAGCUGACGGCCAUCCCAAAAAAUGCUUAUGAAAAGUGUUUCGUUGGCAAAAGUUAUAUACGAUCUCUGGUGGGGAUUACUUUGAAGGCGACAAAAUAAAUAUUGAUGAAUAACUAAUGGAGGCAGAUGCCGCUCAUUAGCAAAAUUAUUUACUACCAACAGCCCUUUAUCGAUCAUUUGGUUAACACUUGGCUGGAGCCAUUACCUUUUCCGACAAUACUCAAGGUGUUGGUCACCUUCAUUUUGGCAAUAUUCAUCCUGCUACCGAUCUUAUAUCCAGCGAUCAUAUUCAUUUGGUCCUACGCUGAGGUGCAGUAUAUCAUCGAAAACCACUACGACAUAGCCUUCCCGGAUAAACUGAAUGUGCUCGGCUAUCUGCACCGUCUCUACACCUUCCGCAUUGCCAAUGAAAAAUACAAUCUCUUUCUGGUGUUGUAUUUGGAGCGCUGGCGCAUAGUGGCCACGGCGAUCGCCUCAACAACUGACUAUAUACGGCUGGCGCUGUGUCUGGUCGUCAACACGCAAUAGAGAAACUACUUUAUUGUACAUAUAUUAGUGGCUAUACACAAUUAAAAACUUUA